AUGGCGUCAACACCUGUGAGAACUGAGCCCAAUCUCAAACGGCGUAAGAUACGAAAAGGCACAUCAAGCUGCUGGGAAUGCAAGCAUCGCAAAAGACGCUGUGAAUUUGAGCCCGAAUCAAGUUCUGUUUGUGUCUCCUGUCAGCGCCGAGGGACACCCUGCAUAAGCCAAGAAUAUGAAGAACAUCCAGAAGACGAAUACAAGGCGCUUGGGGACAAUAUUGAUCGAGUGGAAGACUUGUUGAGUCACCUCAUUCAGGAAAGGGAAGCUCAAUCUCGGAGGCAAGAUUCCCGAGACAUAAACGGCGCACCAUGGCCUUUCGAUGUAACAAAGUAUUCAACUUUGCGGUCAGUCAACCAUGAGCGGAUGUCUAGAGGUUCUUCACUCACUGGAUAUCUCAAUGCAACUCUUCCAGCUCCUCAUGUCGCAGCGACUAUCUUUAGCAGCAAUAAACAAUAUAACGCGCCAUUGCAAAUACUUCAAAAUGACCACCAUGACCCAGAUUUCUAUGCAGACCAAAGAACCAAAAUACCUGGAAUAUUUCCUACGCUUCAUCCCAUUGCCCUUGCUCGCAGACUUAUCACACUGGCGCUUUGCCUACGGGAGAUCGACGAGGGCAAGUCUCAACACUUGAAUUUGGGAUUCGAAGAGCCUGCUGUGAACAUUGGACAUCGAUAUUUUCAGACUGCAUCCAGUCUUGUCAUGUCCCAGGACUAUUUAGUGAGCUCCCUGGAUGGAUUGGAAACCUUGCUGUUACAGAGUCGUUAUCACAUCAGCAUGGGCGAGCUCCACGUUGCGUGGCAGAUUUACAAACGAGCCUCACGCAUUGCACAUAUCAUGGAUGUGCCUCAGCAGGCUAAGAUCAUAGGUACCCGGGCUCAUUCUGUAUGGUUUCAACUGAUUUACUGCGAUUGCUUCUUAUCCAUAAUGCUGGGGCAACCGAUCGAAAUGACCGAAAGCAUCGUUGGGGCCACAGAAAGCCCACCUGUCAGUAACCCUGCGCAAAGCUUGGAGCGCGCUCAUGUGACCAUUGCUCAGCGCAUAGUCGCACGAAACUUAUGCAUCCAGCACUGCCAUGAGCGCGAGAGAACACAAAUAGUUUUUCGGCAGAGCUACGGAGAGACCAAAGCCCUCGAUCUUCAACUCAAAAUGGGUGCUAGGACUAUGCCGACGGCCUGGUGGAUGUCUCCUAAAUUUGCAGACCAGGAUUUGGACCGUGAAAUUAUGGAAAAGACCGCCAAGCUUUUGAUCCAAACCCAUCAACACUACCUUCUAGUGAUGUUGCAUCAACCGUACAUUAUACUGCAGUUUCCUUGUAAUCAUGAGAUUGAUGACUACAAUCCGAUUGACUACAUGUAUAGCACAAUGGCUGUUGUUGCCGCAAGUCGUGAGGUUCUCACCCGCUACCACAUUCUUCGAAAUUUCCAUCGGUCGCCAUCCUACCGUGGAUUUGACGAGAAGGCAUUCACGGCUUCUCUAGCUCUCCUCUUUGCUCAUCUUUCUGGACAUCGUCGCGGGUCUGCGAAUGUGCUUGAGCAUCAACGUCCACAUGAUCUUGGGGUAUUGGAAAACGUCAUUGAUUGUAUGGAGAAAAUAUCCUCAAUGAAUCGAGAUGCUCAAGGCUCUGCUCGGGCUCAAAGUCUUCGGCAAUUGAUGAAGAUCGAGGCUGAGGCGGCUGAUGGAUCCCAAUUCCUUGUCUGUGGCGCGGACGGAGUCGACAACAAUAAGCAAAACAAAGACGUCGGGAGAAAAUGUGACUUUGAAAUACCCAUGCCAUAUUUUGGCACCAUUCGGCUCAUCCGGCAGAUCUCUGAGAAGCAAGGUGUAGACUUUGCAACUGCUACUCAUCUGUCACACAUCGCAUCUGAAAUUUCCUCAAAGAGCCCAGAGAGAGAAAUGUCCCUGUACAGGGAAUCAGACUCGAAAUGGCUCGAUGACUGGGUUUUUGAAGAAGAUAACGAGUCUCUCAUGGGUCGAUUCGGAUUCUAG
Penicillium soppii is the source of this 1989-nucleotide messenger RNA. RefSeq lists its product as uncharacterized. The record is from RefSeq and is a predicted model, not a curated record. NCBI's taxonomy places the organism in Eukaryota, Fungi, Ascomycota, Eurotiomycetes, Eurotiales, Aspergillaceae. The transcript has a single exon. Gene Ontology annotation, molecular function: zinc ion binding; DNA-binding transcription factor activity, RNA polymerase II-specific. Bases 1 to 1989 code for a protein of 662 amino acids. Gene Ontology annotation, biological process: regulation of DNA-templated transcription.